AUGGAGUAUCCAUUGGAUACUGUUAAAAUAGUGGAUCUUGAAAUUAAUACUGCUCCUCAACUAACAAACACUACUUUUACAACAGUUACAACAUGCUGCAAUAGCACUACAACUACAUCAACGAUAACAACAGCUGCUAAUGAUGCUGUUAAUUCUACUAAAAAUGUGGCGCAAUUGUCCAUUCCUGAAACACCAAUGCAAAUGCAAGUGUUGGAACAAAAGAUUGUAACUGAAACAAAAACCUUAACCACCAGGAGUACUAUAACAUCGUUACCGGCAGAGACACCGGUAUCAUUAAAUGUUGCACCAAUACAAUCAACUAAUCCUAUCACUCCUUCGGCCAUAGUUCAGCUUGAUCAGCAACCAGUAUUAGAAGUGUCAUCGAAUGCUGCAAAUGCGAUAAUUCAACAAAAUGAUUCAAUCAAUCCUACAACUACCGUUGAGGUGCAUCAUUCUACGGUAGAGGAAAAUGCAGUUGAUGAUCAAGAACCAUCGAUAACCAUACAAAUCGAAAAUGACGCAAAAGACCAAAUAGAACCAAAUAUCAAAUCGUCUACCACAACUAUUAUCAACAGUUCAGAUAAACAACUGAAACGAUGGCCAAGCAUAACGGAAUCCAAUUCUAGCGAAUUUCGUAAAACACAAUCUGAGCAUGGCAGACAACUUCUGGUGACACAGAAUAAUAAUGUAAAAGAAAAAAUGCCACCAACAACAGAUGAAUUAAGAGAUGCAUUAAAAGAGUUAGCAUCAACGAAACCACCAACAAAACGUCUCACUGAGAAGCAAAAAGAAAAGCUGAGUGCAUCAUGUGGACAUUUGCAUAUUCAAGAUGAUAAUGAGAUGAAAGAUGGUUCUAUUCGACAAUUAUUGGCUUCUACAAGAUAUGAAUCUCGCCGGAAACUUUCCAGUAUAUCGGAAAAAAGCAUUGAAAUGAUGAGUGGUGGAGGUCAAUUGAAACCAGCACCAAGCAGUAUUAGUUGUCCAACAACAACCCGUAUAAGCAAAGAUCAUGGACAACUACCGCGUACAUUGCAAAGAUACCGUGACAGUGCUUACGGAAUAUGGAAUUGUUUCUUCACAGAUCUAAUGGUACCAUUGAGCGAAGAGUUAACUAAUGUUAGUGGUCGUACAAAAACCGUACCUAUUGGUGACAAUUCUACAGCACGAAAUUCCUGCAGAUUUACAAAAACGCUCCCAAGAAGCUUCAAUCCAGUAGGUUGUAGUAAACUGGAGCGAAAUCGAACCAGUACUACAAUGAAGCACAGAAUGGAUAGCGAUACAAGUAGUUCCCGUCAACGCCCAAUCUCUAUCGUUGAUUCACGACCACCUUGGAAUUUUUCACCUUUCAAAGAUGGUGAUUUGGAUCGCAUUGCACCACUUCAACCUUAUUUUCCACAUAGCUCUCAACCGCGAAAAUGGCUUUCGGCACUGCAUCUUAACGAUGAACAUGCUACAACCUUACGAUCAAACAGACAAAAUAUCAGUAGGCGCCGGCAAAGUGACUGGAAUUUGCAUGAUGUUUCGCAUGCACGUAUAAUGCCUGCAUCACAUUCAGCACGAUUGCAUACCCGUUUAUCAUCUGCUAAAGUAUUACGGAAUAGUAGUGGCAUAAAAUGGACGCCAAAUGGUACCGAAGAUCACGGUAGACUGGCAAAAGAACAAUUAUGGUGGGAUGCACAUUAAGAAAUUCUAAUACUUG
Loa loa (African eye worm) is the source of this 1699-nucleotide messenger RNA. RefSeq lists its product as hypothetical. Bases 1 to 1683 code for a protein of 560 amino acids. The transcript is spliced from 7 exons. The record is from RefSeq and is a predicted model, not a curated record. Lineage: Eukaryota; Metazoa; Nematoda; Chromadorea; Rhabditida; Onchocercidae.